AUGUGACUAUUAAAUAUGUAAGUGAAUGGAACCAUUUCAUCAAUGUUGAAAUGUACAAGAGGUGAGAAAACUGAAGUGAAGACUAAAUUGUUUUCUGUGCUGAUCGUGCAUGCAGUGAUAAAGACAAAGUUAUAUGAUAUGCUAUGUAAUUAAGAGGGAACCCCAAGAUAAUGUGUGCACCGUUUGUGAGUUCAGUCGGUUGGCGAGGUUUCCUCAGAAAAGUCGUAUCACUAUGGAGCGGGAAAACUACAGUGCGGAAUAUUUCGAGAAAGCUUUGGCCAAAGCUUACGGUUGUGAAAUGCUUCGCGUGGAGAACUUUCACAUCAAGGCGGUGAGCCAAGGGGGCGAGAACUUUUGCAGCGUCAUCUACCGGGUGGCGUUGGACUUUCGCAGAUCGCCCGUUGGCGCCCUCGAAUCAGGAAAAUACAUUCUCAAGGAUCUGCUGCCCGCCGUCGCUGCAUUCCGCACCAACGAGAAGGAUAUGUUCGAGUUAGUCCUGCCAGCCAUGUCAGCCAUUCUCGAAGGAGCGCCAACGGAGAUUGGCGAGCACAAGCUGAGCGCAGACUGUUUGUUAAUCGAGAUAUCUGCUGGAAAAGAGCUCUACAUCCUGGAGGAUCUGGGCGCCCUGGGAUACGGAUCCAUUGACCGCCGUCAAGGCUUAAGCCUGGAAGAAGCUAAGACUUGCGUAAGGAAACUGGCUCAGUUUCACGGUGCCUCCAUGGUUUUGAAUCAGAACCAACCUGAAUUGGUGCAAAGGCUUGCACCUUCUCAUUAUGCGAAUGGAUUGAAUGAUCGCUUAGCCCAGGCUAUUAUGUUGGGGGGAGUCGAAUAUGCCGCAGAAGUGUUUGCCGAUGAACUGCCAGAAAUAUCAAGGAAAAUGAAGGCUCAAGUGCCAGUCGCAUAUACGCAAAGGAUCCGAGAUGUUGUUGAUCCAAAGCAGUCAUCGUUUAAUGCAGUUAUCCAUGGCGACCCCUGGAUAAAUAACAUAAUGUUUGAUUCAGUCAAUAAGAAGGCAACACUUGUGGACUUCCAGAACUGCUUCUGGGGCAGUCCGGCCAUAGACCUGUAUUUUCUUUUUUACACCAGCCUAAAGCCUGAAUUACUGCAAAAUAAUCAAGAUGAGCUCCUGAAUCACUAUUUUGACAACCUUCUGGAAACCUUGCGGCAUUGCGGCUUUAAGGACACACUGCCCACUUUUGGCCAAUUAAAGGAUGAGAUGCAACGGUGUUUGUUUUAUGGUUAUUACACCGUAGUUUGUGAACUGCCCAUAUGUUGUGCUUCCCCAGAAGCAAGUGUUGAUUUCGGGAUUCACACCAUUGUAGACUCGGAAGCUAUGUUAAAAAAGCGCCACCAAUUAUUCGCCAGCGAACGAGUGCGUCAGACCAUAAAGGCCACUCUGCCUAUGUUGGAUCGGGAGGGUAUAUUAGAAACCCCCUAAAGAAGCUCCUCUUUAUACCUUGUUAUUUUAUUACAGUGUUUGGUCUUGUCAGUAUUUUCUAUGGAAAGCGGUUUUUUUAAUUAGUUUUUCGAAUUUUUUUAAACAUCACUUAAAAAAAGCAAAUAGCAUUCUUACAAACACUUUUAGCUAAACAUUUUGAUGUCUUUCCUUAUUAUUGUAAUUAUUAUCUUUACAUCUUCUUUACGUGCUAGUCGUUAAGAAGUCACUAUAUUUUCCACGAAUAAAUUUGUAGAACACAAAA
Drosophila yakuba is the source of this 1700-nucleotide messenger RNA. RefSeq lists its product as uncharacterized. The record is from RefSeq and is a predicted model, not a curated record. The transcript is spliced from 3 exons. Lineage: Eukaryota; Metazoa; Arthropoda; Insecta; Diptera; Drosophilidae. Bases 134 to 1438 code for a protein of 434 amino acids.